AUGCAAGGAAUCCGGCGGCUGGCGACGGUGGCCGCGUGUUUGUGGUUAGUUUCCGCGGUCGACGCCAGGCGCAAACUUAAGCGUGACCAGCACGAGAGCUUGAAGACUAUCGACGUUAUUGACUUCGAUGAGGAUGAUAAUGAGUUGGAGCCAUGUCAAUGUGGAGUGUUUAUGUCUCAACAAAUGGGCUUUAAAGAUGGCCGCCGGACGAAGCCCCGUGGACCGCCUCAGGGAGAGCCUGUGGUCACAUAUGAUACUGAGGGUCCGAUCUUACCUUGUGGGUCCAGCGGCUUCAAACAGUGCAUUUCGAAAUGCCUUGAUGUGAUACUAAAAUAUUUGCCGCGUGCCGGCCCAGUGAUCUGUGGCGCGGUAGAGCGCGACGUGCACCGCGAGAGGGCGUUUCUUUUCAUCCGAAACUGCGGCGGCGACUGGAGUCCAACCAAUUUCUCUGCCGGCAAGGAGUUCUGCUGUACUGAUGGUCAACACCACAAAUGCUAGGAAGACUAGAAAGAGGGAGAGGAAACAACUAACUAAGAAGACUAGGAAUGAUAGGAAGACUAUUAAUUGUCUAAUUGUUUAAGCCUUUGACAUCGUUGUGUAAGAUAAUAUCAUUUUAUGAAAAGAUUCUGAUUAGAAAAUCCAAGCUGUUGGAUGUAGAAUGCUAUAAUGGAAGUAUAAUAUAAUAACGUUUAUUUAUACUAAAUAAGCUGAUAAGUACUUUUACCUCAAUAGAAUAUAAUUAAAGUAGUAAACUAAGAUGUAAAUACAUUCUAAAAUUUUACAUUGUACAUGGCGUUUAUUGUUUUAAGAGUUGACAUCACAGUGUA
Molecule: messenger RNA, 827 nt
Organism: Zerene cesonia (dogface butterfly)
Lineage: Eukaryota; Metazoa; Arthropoda; Insecta; Lepidoptera; Pieridae
Gene: Fcp3C
Product: follicle cell protein 3C-1
Exons: 3
Coding region: 1-498 (165 amino acids)
Source: RefSeq, a predicted model, not a curated record